Sander lucioperca (pikeperch) is the source of this 3346-nucleotide messenger RNA. RefSeq names its product ribosomal protein S6 kinase a, like (gene rps6kal). Bases 354 to 2540 code for a protein of 728 amino acids. Gene Ontology annotation, biological process: protein phosphorylation. Lineage: Eukaryota; Metazoa; Chordata; Actinopteri; Perciformes; Percidae. The record is from RefSeq and is a predicted model, not a curated record. The transcript has 23 exons. Gene Ontology annotation, molecular function: ATP binding; ribosomal protein S6 kinase activity; magnesium ion binding.
UUUAUCUCGAGAUCAGUUGCUUUGGUUUGGACUGGGGAAAUCCUUAACACAAUUGCGUCAUAAAUACGUCAAUAAACUCAUUCACUGACGAUCAGGUACCACGAUAGCCGCCAUAUUCGCAUCCAUGGCAGGGUAACGGUGCUCUCGGCCAGCGUAUGGUCCAGUCAUCAGCAUCAACUAUUCCGCGCACCUACCCCCCGAUUCCAUCCGGAUAGCGGUCCCCAGCCACACAGCUUGGAUCUGAUCAUCAAAGCAGAAUAGCCGGACUUCCACGGAGGGGAAGGCAUGCAACGUGGAGCGGGGGUCUAGGUAGACUACGAUGCCUUAGACUUAGAGAGGGAUCCUGGCACAAGAUGGAGGUAAACAGCGUUUGUAGUGAGGUCAAUGGGCAUGAGAUCAUGGACGAGCCCAUGGAGGAGGGAGAGUCUUUCUCACACUGUGACGAAGGGACAUAUGAGGAGAUUCCGAUCACCCACCAUGUAAAAGAGGGCUGCGAGAAAGCUGAUCCAUCUCAGUUUGAACUGCUCAAAGUCCUCGGCCAGGGCUCUUUCGGCAAGGUAUUUCUCGUCAGGAAGAUCGUGGGUCCAGAUGCUGGUCAGUUAUAUGCAAUGAAAGUUCUAAAAAAGGCAUCUUUGAAAGUCAGGGACAGAGUUCGCACUAAGAUGGAAAGAGACAUUUUAGUGGAAGUCAAUCAUCCCUUCAUAGUGAAAUUGCACUACGCCUUUCAGACGGAAGGGAAACUGUAUUUAAUACUGGACUUUCUCAGGGGAGGGGAUGUAUUCACUCGCUUAUCCAAAGAGGUUAUGUUUACAGAGGAAGAUGUGAAAUUCUACCUUGCAGAGCUGGCCCUGGCCCUCAACCACCUGCACAGCCUGGGCAUAGUUUACAGAGAUCUCAAGCCAGAGAACAUCUUACUUGAUGAAGCUGGACACAUAAAGUUAACAGACUUUGGUUUGAGUAAAGAGUCUGUAGAUGUUGAUAAGAAGGCGUAUUCCUUCUGUGGUACGGUGGAGUAUAUGGCCCCUGAGGUGGUCAACAGGAGAGGACACACACAGAGUGCAGACUGGUGGUCUCUGGGAGUACUUAUGUUUGAGAUGCUAACGGGGACAUUACCGUUCCAAGGGAAAGACCGCAAUGAGACCAUGAACAUGAUUCUCAAAGCUAAGUUGGGAAUGCCCCAGUUCCUAAGUCUGGAAGCCCAGAGUUUGCUGAGAAUGCUGUUCAAACGAAACCCUUCUAACAGACUAGGGGCUGGGCCCGACGGAGUGGAGGAGAUCAAACGCCACACUUUCUUUUCCACCAUCGACUGGAAUAAACUGUACAGGAGAGAGCUCCAGCCCCCAUUCAAGCCUGCAGCGGGUAAACCCGAUGACACGUUCUGCUUUGACCCCGAGUUCACCGCUAAAACGCCUAAAGACUCCCCAGGUAUUCCUCCCAGUGCUAACGCCCACCAGCUCUUCAAAGGCUUCAGUUUUGUCGCUCCAAACCCUAUGGAUGAGAACAAGAGCUCCCCGCUGCUCAGCAUACUCCCUAUAGUGCAGAUGCACGGCGGCUCGACCAAGUUCUGUGAUCUUUACGAGCUGCAGGAGGACAUAGGGGUCGGCUCCUACUCCAUUUGUAAACGCUGUGUACACCGAGUCUCUGCCAUGGACUAUGCUGUGAAGGUAAUUAUAGACAAAAGUAAGAGGGACCCCUCUGAAGAGAUCGAGAUCCUGAUGCGAUACGGACAGCAUCCCAACAUCAUCACUCUGAAAGACGUGUAUGACGAGGGCAGGUAUGUAUACCUGGUGACGGAGCUGAUGAAGGGAGGGGAGCUGCUGGAUAAGAUCCUCAGGCAGAAGUUUUUCUCUGAGAGAGAGGCCAGUGCUGUGCUCUACACCAUCACCAAGACUGUUGACUACCUCCACUGCCAAGGGGUGGUACACCGAGACCUGAAGCCCAGUAACAUCCUAUACAUGGAUGACUCGGGAAAUCCCGACUCCAUCAGGAUCUGUGACUUUGGAUUCGCCAAGCAGCUUCGGGGAGGCAACGGCCUGCUGCUCACCCCCUGUUACACCGCCAACUUUGUGGCACCAGAGGUACUAAUGCGCCAAGGUUAUGAUGCAGCCUGUGAUAUAUGGAGUCUUGGAGUUCUACUGUAUACCAUGCUAGCAGGGUACACGCCGUUUGCUAACGGGCCAAACGACACACCAGAAGAGAUUCUUCUCCGGAUAGGAUCUGGAAAGUUCUCUUUGACAGGUGGCAACUGGGAUACUGUAUCAGACACCUCCAAGGACUUGCUGUCCCAUAUGCUCCAUGUGGACCCUCACCAGCGAUACACCGCGGCGCAGGUUCUCAAGCAUUCCUGGAUCACCUGCAGAGAUACGCUACCACACUACCAGCUCACACGCCAUGACGCACCGCACCUCGUCAAGGGAGCCAUGGCUGCCACCUAUUCAGCGCUGAGCCAGAAGACGAGUCAGCCGGUGCUGGAGCCCGUGGCAGCGUCCAGUCUAGCCCAGAGACGCAGCAUGAAGAAACUCACCUCAACAGACAUGUAGACACAACCACCGCUCGCCCUCCAGUGUUGAACACACACACACACACACACACACACACACACAGACCGAAGUCCUGGCCAGUCAGACCUACUGUCUCCCUUUUUAUCUAUUUAUUUGACUCACCCAACAUAUGCACUCUCACACUGGACGAGGUUGCAUUGUGAAGAAGUCAGCUGAAGAAGAAGAGGGGGAACUCACAUAUCAGUUACUGCUGGGGAGACAGACUUGUAUUUAUUUCCACAGCUUUCAUAUGCACUUGCCCUCCUCGCCUUUCAUUCUCUCUUCCCGCGUGUGGGGAAGAGAAACACACCAGCUGAUGUUUUCCUUCACUGUGAUUGGCUGAUUCAAAGCUGCUUCGGUAAACUGUGCCCCCCCCCCCCCCUACACACACACACACGCACACACUUCUCUUCAUCUGCGCUCUGCCAUCCUCCUCAGUUCUCUCUCCUUCCCUUGUUGGCUUUUGCUGUCUUAACUUCUUUUCUUUAAAGUGAGGUAAUGGGUUUAUGUGCACGAGUGUUGGCAGGAUGAUAAUGACUGAGGGACAUUAAAAUUGAUUAUAUUAUUAGAUAUGAUUCUGCUUGUGGCGGAUAAAAAAAAAAGUCCAUCUGGAUCAAAAUCAUCUGCCAACACUUUUGUUACAUAAAUGCGUGUGUGGACAGAACCUGUAUUUCUUUUUCCCUUAAGAUGCACCGUCUGUGUGAUGCUAACAAUGUAUCAAAAGAGGAAGAAUAAGCUGCAGAUGGACAAAAGAUAAGUUCGAAGGUGGAACAAUGUGUUCACAAUGACAGAAAUUCUAGUUUGCA